This is a messenger RNA of Topomyia yanbarensis, 1810 nucleotides long. RefSeq names its product WW domain-binding protein 11. The transcript has a single exon. Lineage: Eukaryota; Metazoa; Arthropoda; Insecta; Diptera; Culicidae. Gene Ontology annotation, cellular component: spliceosomal complex. The record is from RefSeq and is a predicted model, not a curated record. Bases 103 to 1569 code for a protein of 488 amino acids. Gene Ontology annotation, biological process: mRNA cis splicing, via spliceosome.
UACGAAAUAAAAUAGUGUCCAUAUUCAGUGUUUAUACAAUAUUAUUGGAUUUUAGUUUGAAAAUUCAUUUAUUGAAUUCCUAUAAUACAAAAUUUUAUCAAAAUGGGUCGACGUUCGAUCAAUACCACCAAGAGUGGAAAGUACAUGAAUCCGACGGAUCAGGCCCGCAAGGAAGCACGUAAGAAGGAACUGAAGAAAAACAAAAAGCAACGGCAAAUGGUCCGUGCGGCUGUUCUGAAAGGCAAAGACCCGGCCCAGCUAAUCGAGGAAAUGGAAAAAAUAGACGAGAUGGAAUUUAAUGUAUAUCAACCUUCGCCGUUGAAUGAAAAAGUAUUGAAAGAGAAACGGAAAAAGCUUAAAGAGACAUUGGAUCGGGUUAUGCGACUGUACCAGGCCGAUGAUCCAGAUUUGUGGGGUGAGUUAAAGCGGAAGGAAGUUGAUUACGAAAAGCGUAGGAAUAAGCGAAUUCAAUAUUAUGAGAGUGUUAGACAUGCCGAGCAAGUUCAAGUUGAUGAUAUCCCAUUACCAUCAGCAAAUGAAACACCUACUCCUCUCUCUAUUCCCCGAAUUCCGAUACCUCCGACGUUGCCUACAAUUAUUCCGCCACUGAAACCUAUGCCACCUCCGGUCUUGAAGAAACCGGUGGAAAAUCCUAUUGAACCAAUGGAACCCGUAGAUGACGAUGACGAUAUCCCUGGAUGUCCACCAGGGCCACCUCCUGACAUAUUCAUGAUGCCGGAGCUUGAUUUCGAGUUGGAAGAAUUUCACAGUGAAACUCAGAAAAGCGUUAAAUUCUUUGAUGAUGCCGAUUCUCGCGAUAACUCUGAUGAUUCGGAUGUGGAAAAACCAAAACAACCAAGUACUGUACAACAGAAAAUGCUUGCAAUAUCUGGUCAAAAUUUGGAUGAAUUUAUGAAGGAAAUGGAAAAUGUACAAAAGAAGAAGGACCAACUGGACAAUCCAGCUGGGGCAAUACCUAUGCCUUCCAAGCCACCCCUAGCUCUACCGAAUCCGGCACCACACCCAUCGGAUCCAACAGUAAAAUAUGUACCAAUGCCAUCGAUUCCAAUGCCUGGUCCCAUCCAGCCUGCUCUCAUGAUACGCCCACCUCCACUUCGACCCGGAAUGCCUGGUAUGCCUGGAUUACGAAUGCCUCCCCGACCACCGCCAGGUAUUCCGCCACGAUUAGGUAUCCGGAUGCCGCCGGGACCUCCGGCUGGUCCUCCACCGAAGCACAUCCAGCAGCAACAUAUGCGUAACAUGCUGCACCAACAGCAGCAACACAAGGAUCCAAAAAGUGCAACUAUUUCGGCCAAACCACAGAUCCGAAAUCUUAGCGCCGAUGUUACUCGUUUCGUUCCCAGUGCCUUACGGACUAAAAAGGACGAAGGUGUCAAGCGACAACAUCCCAAUCGGCCCGACAUGGGACAUCACCAACAGUCACAUCCACAACAGCAGCAUCAACAUAUGCAUCCGGGUCGACCUGGUAUUGGAGCUCAUGAUCCGAGCAAACCCAGCAAGGAUGAUGCUUAUUUGCAGUUUAUGAGAGAAAUGGAGGGAUUACUUUAAAGAUUUUGCGAAGGUGGAAUUCAAAUGUUAAAAUAGUGGACAUAAAGCUAGUAUGAUUUGAAUGUAAGGUAAAUUUUCAGUAAAUAUUUGGAUCGAAUACGAAACUCACGGAAAAUUCAGUUCAUAUAUGACAGGCGUCAUAUAAAGAAUUAUCCUUGUAUUUUUGCAAACGUUUUUUUAUAAAGUGCAUCAACAAUGUUUUACUAGAAUUUUGCAAAUGGUACGUUCUAGGUAUAGUUGA